ACGAGUUACUAGAUCUCACAACCAGCAAACGAGCCACAGACCAGCUCAAGUCUCUAUCAUCGAGCACCAAAAACAAGCCCACCCGCGCCAUCUCUUCCCAGUUCCCAAUCGCGUCAGGCAGAGUGUCAGCAUGGUUUCAUCGGCUGAGUUCAGGCGCGUGUUCGCGGCGUUCGACCAGGACGGCGACGGCAAGAUCUCCGAGGCCGAGCUGCGGCUCUGCAUGAAGGCGGCGCUCGGCGGCGACAUGUCGGCAGAGGAGGUGCAAGCUUUGAUGGCGACCGCGGACACCGAUGGCGACGGGUUUCUGGACGAAGAGGAGUUUGUGAGGCUGGUGGAAGAGACGGCGACCGGUACUCAAGACGAAGAGGGGGACAGGUGCAGGGAGGUGUUCGGGAUGUACGUGAUGGAAGGGAGAGGCUGCAUCACGCCGCUGAGCCUGAAGCUGAUGAUGAGCAGGCUGGGCUUGCACCUGGACGUCGACGAGUGCCAGGCCAUGAUCCGAAGGUUCGACAUGAACGGAGACGGGGUACUCACCUUCGACGAGUUCAAGACCAUGAUGAUGAUGGGAUGAUGAGGUUACGCCGGCUGAUGCUGCUCUCAUGCCGAAGCUAUCCAUCGCUGUGCAUUUGCUUGAACAACUCGAUCACAACUCACACGCACAAAAAUGUUGGGACUCCCUUCUUCAUAUUACUUCUUUGUAUAACUCCUCGGGUCUAGUAUAAUAAAUUCGACCAUUUGCAA
Molecule: messenger RNA, 741 nt
Organism: Lolium perenne
Lineage: Eukaryota; Viridiplantae; Streptophyta; Magnoliopsida; Poales; Poaceae
Product: putative calcium-binding protein CML23
Molecular function (GO): calcium ion binding
Source: RefSeq, a predicted model, not a curated record